AAGUCGGUCACACUUGCUAGCACGUGUUUAGUAGCUAAAGGAACGGCUUGUUUUCGUGUUUUAAAAUAAGUAAAAUAAAAUGGUUAAAGUGAAACUGGAGCACACGGAUGCGGCGGAUGUUUCAAUUAAAGUCAGCGAUAAUGUCACCAUUAAAGAAGAGGAGACCUAUGAUGACAAAUUGUUGUUUAUUAACGCCAUAGCAAAACCAAUGGCAGGCAAGAAACUAGCCAAAAAAUGCUACAAAUUGAUCAAGAAGGCCAUGAAACAUAAAACCUAUUUGCGAAAUGGUCUGAAGGAUGUGCAGACCCGUCUGCGCAAGGGCGAAACCGGCAUCUGCAUCUUUGCCGGCGAUGUGACACCUGUGGACAUUAUGUGCCACCUGCCCGCUGUUUGCGAGGAGAAGGGCAUUCCCUACGCCUACACGCCCAGUCGCGCCGACCUGGGCGCCGCGAUGGGCGUUAAGCGGGGCACCGUGGCUCUGCUGGUGCGACAAAACGAUGACUACAAGGAUCUGUACGACGAGGUGAAAGAAGAAUUGGCCAACUUAAAUGUUCCCAUUUAAGCUUUUGAUAAUAAUUUUAAGUCACAAAGUUUGACAAUAGUAUAAGCCUAUCCAUUUGCAUUUGCACGUAAAGACGUAUGAACACACGCAGCUAUAAAUACCAUUAAAAUAUAUUUUACAUAUAUUGAUCAUAUUUGUAAACUAUAUACACAAGGGUAUUUUACACUGUGUUUUCUUUCCUCACUUUACUGCAAUUUUAGAAAUAUAGAAUAAAGUUCAAAGUCAAAUAAUUUGAAUGAAGCGAUGUUUAAAUUUAAUUUGAAAAUUAUUGUAUAUAUGAUGAAACCCGAUUUUGUUACUUUAAAAACUGGCGUUGGCAUUUGCUUUUGAGCUGGCCAGGAAACUAACUAAAUCUAACAAAACCUUUUGUUCGAAAAAAUGCAAAUAAAUAGUGUAAUUCCUCAUGAACCUUGAAGGAAAAAGCAAACAAUAUUACAAAUCGUAAA
Drosophila montana is the source of this 1008-nucleotide messenger RNA. It is a transcript of the gene NHP2, whose product is annotated as NHP2 ribonucleoprotein. The transcript has 2 exons. Bases 80 to 562 code for a protein of 160 amino acids. The record is from RefSeq and is a predicted model, not a curated record. Gene Ontology annotation, cellular component: cytosolic large ribosomal subunit; box H/ACA snoRNP complex. Gene Ontology annotation, molecular function: box H/ACA snoRNA binding. NCBI's taxonomy places the organism in Eukaryota, Metazoa, Arthropoda, Insecta, Diptera, Drosophilidae. Gene Ontology annotation, biological process: maturation of LSU-rRNA; rRNA pseudouridine synthesis; snRNA pseudouridine synthesis.